This is a messenger RNA of Vicia faba (fava bean), 1050 nucleotides long. NCBI's taxonomy places the organism in Eukaryota, Viridiplantae, Streptophyta, Magnoliopsida, Fabales, Fabaceae. The record is from the annotation of a GenBank genome assembly.
AUGGAGAGCGAUGUGGAAGAAUCCAUGCGAAAGAGGCAACGAAAAAACUCUUUUUCCGGCGAAUUCUCUCGCAAGCAGUUUGAACAAUACGCGGAACGGCCAUAUGGAGCUAUGGGGGAUGCGAAUUUUAUACAAGACGAUGAUAAUCGGUUGGAGAAUACACGAGCCAAAUUCGGAAGUUUGCUUAAAAGACAUGGAGAUUUGGCAGAGCGUAUUUCUAGGGAUUCUGACAAGAUAGCAUUUGACCGUCUACAGAAAGAAUUUGAAGCUGCACGAGCUUCUCAAACUGAAGAAAAAUAUUUAGAUGGGGAGCAGUGGAAUGAUGGUCUACUAGCUACAAUAAGAGAGCAGGUGCAUAUAGAGACAGACAGAAAAGCAAUAUCUGGGGACACUGACGUAUUAACAAGCCCUCAGGAAAAAAUUACUUACAAAACUGGAAACAAGGUAAUUUGCUGUUUGGAAGGGGCGAGAAUUGGCAUACAGUAUGAGACAUCUUUUGCUGGUGAACCUUGUGAUUUUUACCACUGUGUACUGGAGAGCAAGUCAUUUCUUGAAAAGAUGACUGUCCUUGAGCACACACUUCCAUAUUUCUUGCCUAUACACGAAAUAGAAAAAGAUCUCCUUUCAUCCAAUGCUAUGAAAUUCAUAGAUCAUGUUGGAGAUCUAUUGCAGGCAUACGUGGAUAGACGGGAACAGGUCAAACUUAUAAAGGAACUUUAUGGAAAUCAAAUUGGAGAGCUGUAUCAUAGCCUUCCUCAUCACAUGAUCGAGUUUGUAUUGGAAGAUUUUGAUUGCAAAGUGACAGUCAGCCUUCGAUACACGGAUCUCAUUUCGGUGCUUCCAACGCGAGUUACAGUGCUAGCCUGGCCAAUGUUGAAGAAAAAUUCAACUUCAACUUUGAACCGGAUGGAAGAUGGAGUCUCGGGAAGUCAUCCUCUCCCAAUUCGACUAUCCUAUGCAGAAGAUGCCCUACGGACUAUCAGUCUACCAGAAGCAUAUGCAGAAAUUGUAUUGAAUCUUCCACAAGCGCUUCAGCAGAUGUACCAUUAA